Molecule: messenger RNA, 1472 nt
Organism: Sinocyclocheilus rhinocerous
Lineage: Eukaryota; Metazoa; Chordata; Actinopteri; Cypriniformes; Cyprinidae
Product: plasminogen activator inhibitor 1 RNA-binding protein-like
Exons: 8
Coding region: 189-1235 (348 amino acids)
Biological process (GO): positive regulation of translational initiation; positive regulation of RNA splicing
Cellular component (GO): nucleus; cytoplasm
Molecular function (GO): RNA binding
Source: RefSeq, a predicted model, not a curated record
AUUAACUGAACGUCACAUCUGACUGCUACGUUAAUUUGUGCUCACAAACUAGAUUUCAAUCUUUGGGCAAAGUUUAACGCCUCCAUUUUUUCUCUUUAGGAGAUAAACAGAGUUUAGUUCUGCUGUGUUUGUAGUCCUUCGAUGAGAGCAACUCGAUUAUUUCAUUUCCCUUGCGGUAAUCGAUAAAAAUGAAGGAGUUAGUAGAGGAGAUGCCUGAUGAAGGAUAUGGAUGCGCCGUUGCUAAUCGUUUCGGCCGACUGCUGGACGAUGAAUCCGACCCUUUCGACAUCUUAUACGCGGCAGGGGUGGAAAAGAAACAGAAGAAGAAGAAAGAGGAGCCAAAGAAAACCUCAACCACGACUGGAAAGAAAGAGUCUCAAAGGGACCGGAAAAUCGUUCUUCCAGUAGAUGGGGGUGAACAAGGCCAAGUCCGUCUUGCUCGUGGAGAAGUUGAGGAGCGAAUAGAGAGACGCAUGACUUCUGAGCGCAAAUUCAGCGACGCCGACACCCCCCUCAGUUUCUCUGUUGAGAGGCCUGUGGAUGUGCUGGACAGGCCUGUCAGAGGAAGAGGUACAGGAAGAGGACGAGGAGCCCGAGGCCCAGGAUAUCCAAGAUCUAGUGAUGGAUUUGACCAGAGGGGAAAGAGGGAGUUUGAGAGACACAGCAGCAGUGACCGAAGGAGUGUCCGUUCAGAAGAGAAGCGCAGCGGCAGUGGAUCUCGCAACUGGGGCUCAAUGAGAGACCAUAUGAGUGAAAUUGAAGAGGGGUCACCUAGUGAAGAGGUCGUUGAAAAUGAGGAGACCCAAGAGGCAGUUGAGACUGAUGGAGAAAACAGACCAUCUGAGACCGAGGAAGUGAUUGAGCUUGCCCUAGAGAUGACACUGGAUGAGUGGAAAGCCCAACAGGAGCAAAGCAGGCCUAAGGUGGAGUUGAAUAUACGUAAGGCAGACACCUCUGUGCUGUCCAAGGCCGUGGUCAUCCAUAAGUCCAAAUUCCUUCAGAAACAUCAUAAUGGCUUGGAUGAAGAGGAUGUGGUUUUCCGCCGCCCGGCCAAUGACAUCACUUGUCAACUGGAGAUCAACUUUGGCAGCCUGGCUCGGCCCUCUCGUGGUGGGAGAGGAGGACGAGGUGGUCGUGGCCGUGGGGCUCCAUCCAUGCCAUCCCAAAGAUCUCCACAAAAACUUGAAUCUGCUCCAAACCCAGAUGAUCCAGAAGAUUUCCCUGCACUGGCCUAGAGCUCCUCUGGAGGUAUAGAGUGCGGAUCAAACUGUUCUGCAACCCAUGUUGGUAGCUCUGAAAUGGGCAAUGUGCACUUAAAAUGAACAAAAAUAAAGCAUGCAUAAAGUUGGUUCUUUGCCGUUACUGCAGUUGUCAUUGUGUAUAGUUCUGUAAUUUUUGCACUUGUUUGGGUUUACUAUUUUAAGAGGAUGGAGCAAUAGUUCGUUCUAAAAUAAAGCAUGCUGUUAAAGGCA